Pleurotus ostreatus (oyster mushroom) is the source of this 387-nucleotide messenger RNA. RefSeq lists its product as uncharacterized. NCBI's taxonomy places the organism in Eukaryota, Fungi, Basidiomycota, Agaricomycetes, Agaricales, Pleurotaceae. The transcript is spliced from 3 exons. The record is from RefSeq and is a predicted model, not a curated record. The coding region runs from base 1 to 387 and encodes 128 amino acids.
AUGAUCGACGACAAUCAGUAUGAUUAUCUUCUUUCACAGCUGCAACUGUUGAUUGUGACUAACUCUAAGACUGCCUUCCACGCCCACAAUGCUGUUCGGUACUUCGGUUCCUUUUUAGGCGUCGCCGGCAGUGCCGGCAACAUCCCAGCUGUCCUUGCUCUUACCAUCGGUGGGGCUGGUGUUGGUGGAAUUGUAGCGUCCACGGUUUUCCGUUCCAAGGAUGCCCCUGGUUAUAGGCCCGGACUAUGGGUCGCUAUCAGCGCACAGUUCGUCAUCAUCCUCACUACUUGUGCCCUCACUGUGUUCUACCACUACAAGAACAAGGCUGUCCGCGAAGGCCGUGCUCCACCAAUCGAGGGGCGCCCAGGAUUCUAUCGUAUGUACUGA